Molecule: messenger RNA, 1362 nt
Organism: Sinocyclocheilus anshuiensis
Lineage: Eukaryota; Metazoa; Chordata; Actinopteri; Cypriniformes; Cyprinidae
Product: protein SSUH2 homolog
Exons: 13
Coding region: 192-1346 (384 amino acids)
Source: RefSeq, a predicted model, not a curated record
UACAGAGCGGAGGAAAGCUUGUUUUGAUGAAAACUCGCUUGUAGCUCGUUUUCUACAUCACUAAGAAAGAAAAGAGGCGUUAAUUGAGUAGUAAAAACAUUUUGCUCGUGAGUUAUUAAUCCGGAAAAGUCGAAUCUGUGAAUAUCUUGCCAACUUUAUCGAAAUCUUUUAGUUCUCACUCCGUUUGCAAAAUGGAGAGACUGACUAUGAGUGACUAUGGAGCUAACCACGGCAUCGUUAACCCGGUCUAUGGAAUACCAGCACCAGCCACGGCGGCCGCACCCGCAACAAGCAUGCACGGACCCCCAGCAAACAUGUUCGAUACCGUCCCUGGAUAUGAAGGAACAGUGGCUGGCGGAGGCGGUGGGUAUCUUCCACCUCCAAUGCCAUCUGUACCGAUGCCUGUGCCUGAACAGGCCCCCAGCCCACCAGACUGGCAUAUACCCUCCAUCUCAGAGGACAGGGCACGUCAAGCUUUCGCAACGUACGUCUCCAGCAAGUGCUGCUAUAGUUCUGCCCCCGUCAGAGAGGGAGUCAUAACCAAUAUGGAGUCCUUUAAUACCUACAGGUAUCGUUUGGAGACGUUCAUGGAGUCCAGAUCUACUGAAUGGAGUCAGGAGCCUUACACAGGUCAGCCUGUGGACGCUGGUGUUCAGCCUGCUCCAGGUCCGUGGCAGAUUGCAGCUCAACCUCCGGCCUUCUUUCAAGAGCACAAGCAGACCAUUAAAGUGCCCUAUACUUCCUCAGUCAAGAACUGUCACGUGUGUCUGGGAAUGGGAAAAACCCCCUGUACCACCUGUGCUGGAGCUGGAAAUAAAGUCUGUAGAGUGUGUAAUGGUUCUGGUUACCGUCAUUCUGAUGACCGCUGCACGCACUGCAAUGGGCGCGGACGUGAAAACUGUAGUUCAUGUAGCGGCAGCGGCUCUUGCCGGUGUGACACCUGCCGUGGAAAGAGACAGCUGCUCGUCUUCAUCAACCUCAAUGUUAAAUGGAGCAUAGAGAAGGAUGAAUUCGUAGCGCAAGAUUCAAGUGGUCUGAGAGGGCAAAAACUGGAGGAGGUUUCAGGGAAGGAGCUCUUCAAAGACGCCCAGAAUAUGGUCUAUCCAGUGAGGGGCUUUCCUGAUGUUUCUGUUGCACAAGCUUCUGAGCGCUUUGUAAGAGACCAUCAGGUGAAAUACGCCCAAAAGUCCCGCAUGUUACAACAGAGGCAGACAAUCGAGCUCAUUGCCAUAACCAAAGUGAACUACAUGUGGAAAGGAAAGCCUAAUGUUUACUAUGUGUAUGGAAAUGAGUUUAAAGUGAACGCUGAUGACUAUCCCGCCACCUGCUGCUGUUCUGUGAUGUAACAUCAAAUACACCUGA